This is a messenger RNA of Daucus carota subsp. sativus, 948 nucleotides long. RefSeq lists its product as uncharacterized. The record is from RefSeq and is a predicted model, not a curated record. The transcript has a single exon. Bases 100 to 714 code for a protein of 204 amino acids. Lineage: Eukaryota; Viridiplantae; Streptophyta; Magnoliopsida; Apiales; Apiaceae.
GAUACUGCUGCACCAACCAUAAAACACAAUCGCUGCUAUUACACACAUAUACACACAGAUCUCUCUCAGAGCUGCGAAUUCAAUCAAUUAGUGGUAGCCAUGGUUGUAGCCCUAGGUCCCGGAAAGUUCUACGGUAGUGGCCUUCCCCGCCCUCGCUACUACACCGACGUCAAGUUCAGCGAGGAGCGAGUUGACCCGCCGGCGCCGGUUCUCGACUCGCUGAUGUCGUGGGCGGAGGAAGCGCACUGGUCGAUGGGGGGAUUGAAUGGGAAGCGGCUCCGUUUCCAGGGGCGUAUUGAAGGGAGUGUGAGUAAGAUCAAAGCGGAGCACGAGAGAUCGGAGAGGAAGAAGGCGAAGGAGGACGUGGUUGCGAAUUUUUCGCCGGAAAGUUCGCCGGAGGCGCCGCCGGCUCCGUUUGUGGUGAAGAGGAAACGGAGGUUUUUGGUGGAUGAGGAGAGUGAUGAAGAGAACGUGAAGCCCGGUGCGGUGAGGAAGCUGGUGGAUGAUUUCGAGAAAGUCGCGGAGGAGUGUGGGAUGAAAAAGGAGAAAGCUGGAGCUGAUCGUGUGGCGACGAGGUCUCGAAAAGCUGGAUCGGAGGGAUCGGUGGCUGAGAAGUUGAAAUUGAAGGGGAAGAAGUUAAAGAAAAAGGGGGAGAGCAAGGGGAAUGGGGAGACUGGGGUCAGGGUUUCGCCGAGAUUGGCGAAACGUGGUUAGAAGCUUAGGUGUUUGAUGAAUUGCCCGAAUAAGAUUUUUAGAGUCGUGAUGAAUUACAGGGUUUAUGUUAGGGUUUUAUUAGUGUUUGAUGAUUGCCUGAAUGAGAUUCCUAGAGAUGUGAUGAAUUUUUGGGUUUAUAUUAGGGUUUUUUCAACUUGUUUAAAGGUGUUUGAUGUAUUGCCUGGAUGAAUUUGUUAGAUAUAUAAUGAACUACAGGAUUUGUGUUUUGCUUUA